This is a messenger RNA of Labrus mixtus (cuckoo wrasse), 6272 nucleotides long. It is a transcript of the gene fbln2, whose product is annotated as fibulin 2. The record is from RefSeq and is a predicted model, not a curated record. Lineage: Eukaryota; Metazoa; Chordata; Actinopteri; Labriformes; Labridae. Gene Ontology annotation, molecular function: calcium ion binding. The transcript is spliced from 17 exons. The coding region runs from base 325 to 4455 and encodes 1376 amino acids. Gene Ontology annotation, cellular component: extracellular region.
UCCCUGCCUGCCUGGUCCCAGCAGAUCCUCGACAGUCAAAAAGUUCUCACUUGCGGCGUUUGGAGGACCUGUUGCCAGCUGCUCUCAGUAACACAAGAUAAAAAAAACCGGCGUCUAUAAACUGCUUCAGUCGUUAAACCGUCCAAAGUUUCCGCAGCUUCUCAUCGACUUUCUGUUCGCCUGCUGCACUGUCAUCCACUGCUGAUGUUGUGAGUAAUGGUCUUUCAUUCACGAGAGCAGAAUGCGCCAGAUUCCUUGAAGACAAACUAAAGGCCUUGGAUGAUACCUGAUCUUUAUUGAAUCUCGAGACGUACACCUGGGGCCAUGGCUUUUAUUGUAAGGGCAGAAGGAGCUCUAGUAAGGAUUACAUUUCUCUUUCUUUACCUGAGUGUGGGCUCCUGCCAGCGUGACUGCACAGGCGUGGACUGUCCUCGGCUGGAGAACUGCAUCGAGGAAGGGCUGGAGAGUGGCGCCUGUUGCGCUUCGUGCCUACAGAAGGGGUGCACGUGUGAGGGGUACCAGUACUACGAUUGCGUCAACGCUGGAUUCAAGAACGGCAAGGUGCCGGACGGGGACUCUUACUUCGUCGACUACGGCAGCACGGAGUGUUCCUGCCCUGCCGGAGGAGGACGGAUCAGCUGCAACUUCAUCAGCUGUCCCGACCUGCCACCGAACUGCAUCGAGGUUUCAGAGCCCAUGGACAGCUGCAUGCAGUGCGAACGCGUCGGAUGCGUCCAGGACGGCCAGAAAUACGACGCGGGACACUCGUUCCACAUUGACGCGUGCCAGGUCUGCCACUGCCCCACUGAAGGGGGGACACUUAUGUGCUACCCUGUGCCGGACUGUGACCCACAAAAGGUGAAAAACACGAUGUUGGCUGCAUCCAGAGAGGGGGCCACAGCGGACAGGCACAACAGUUACCCCCUCAGUUUAGAGCCACAAGAGCACAUGGAUAAAAUCUCCGCUCCUCAUCAGCUUCCUAUGAACGCGACUCUCCCUCUUUUUAAAGAGCUGCCUCUGUACAAAGAGGAUCCAGAAGAUUAUGAUUACGGUCCUAUAGAAUCUCCAGAGAACUACCAUCAAUCUCUGGUCUUCUCCACCCAGCCCCCCUCCUCCAACAAAGUCCCCUCUGUGUCCCGGGGCGCUGACAGACCUGACAGAACGGCGGCUCUUCAGGGCUUUGACAGACAGAACAAGCUGGAGCUGAGAGAGAGAUACGGAGUUCACCAUCCCGAGGACAGAGGGGAAGUGACAGAAAGUCCCCCGAGAGGAGAGCCGAGCACUGUCAGACCUCAUAUGCACACGGGCGCUACCACUUCAUGGCAGCCAUCACGGCGUCUAGACAGCGCGCAAAGUGAAACAUUCAGUGAUCUUACCGCACAGACGGAUGUAGAGAAUCCAUUGCACGGACUAAAAAGUUCAGACAGAAUCAUAUAUCGACCACACCCAGAUUUGAGAAGCGAAAAGCACCCAGAGGAUCUACAUAGGAGUUCAGAGAGAGCAGUUCAACAGAGAGUCACUGAGAUAUAUAACCUGAAGACGUCUGAUGGUGUGACGGCCGAUGGUUCAAAGAAUCAGACCAAUAUAAGUCAUCCAGUGAGAGGAACACAAAGUCAAGCCAAUCAGCAGAGACAAUCAGAUAGAGAGCAUUUUUCACUCUACACACUAAAAAGCCCAGAGAGUCUGAUCCACCACCAAGCAAGUUCAAAUGGUCAGAAAGAAUCACUGAUGACAGUCACAUCAGACAUAGAGGAACGGGUGGAGGAAGAACAGAUGGAAGAGGAGGAGGAGGAGGAGGAGGAGGAGGAAGAAGUAACAUUUCACAGUGUCACUGGGCCUGAAGGAAGAGACGUGGCCUCCGAGCUUGAGCCAACGCAGCGGGGGGGAAUCAACGAGGAGCCAGAGAGCAGCGAUCCAACCAGCAGCUACGAAAAGACAACACCUGAGCCCAGCACCAGCUCCCCCGGGAGGACAGAGUACCUGACAACUCCCGUGGUCCGAUUCAUUACCACCACCGCCGCCGCCACCCAGAGACCGCAAAGGUUCAAGCUGGACGAGCACGAACCCAGCGGGAAGCCAGGUCAGAGGGUGUUUAACCUUCACGCUGAAGACGAGGAAAAGGUGACGGGGGAAGAUGAAGAGAGGAAAGAUCGCCCAGUGGUGCUCGUCGAACCUGAUGGGGGUCCAGGUGUCUCUGCUGAAGACCUGCUGCAGAGCUGCUGUGCUGCAGGCCGGAGAUGGGCCUCAGAAAAUCACCACUGCAACAACAUGCCAAUUCUGAGCAACGAUAAGCAAUCCCUGUGCAGUGUUGCAGAGAAGCAGUGCUGCCUCAGCUCUGUGAGAGAGAGCCGCUGUGAAAUUGGUGUGAUGUCAGCCAGAGGUGGUGACGCAUGUGAAGUGAAUGAGGAGGAGCAGUGCACAGAUGACGCCUAUCAGGUGUGCUGCAGCUGCUGUGCCCUCGGUUUGCGGCUGCGCGCUGAAGGGCGGGGCUGCGACGCGCACCAGUACCUGGGCUACCCGUGUGGUCACGUCCUCCUCACCUGCUGCGAGGAAGGGGAAAGUUCGCUCCAGAUCCAGCUGAGGAGAAAGCAGAUGCCCAGACCCACGGCUUUGCCUAGAAAAGUCACUGACAGCAAGUUCCCCAAGGAAGCCUUCUCCAUCAGUGCCACGGAUGAAGCUGCAAACACGGUGGAGGAGCAGGAGGACGUGGAUGAGUGUCAGCUCUACGCGGGCCAGCUGUGCCAGCACACAUGCACCAACAUCUGGGGCUCCUACCGCUGUGAAUGUCAUCAGGGCUACAUCCUGCAGCAGGACGGACACUCCUGUGCACCAGUGAGUCCUGAUGAGGACAAUAGAGUCAGAGAGGAGCCUGCUGUGGUCCCAACACAAAGUACAACAACCAGUACAACCACCACCAGCCCGCCACGUGCCCGCUUCAAUCCUUGUGCAGAAAAUGGUCCUUGCAGUCAACAUUGUACGGCGGUGGCAGGCCGGGCUCGCUGCUCCUGCUUCCCAGGCUUCUCUCUGAUGAUGGACGGACACACGUGUGAAGAUGUGGACGAGUGUGCGACUAACACCCACAGUUGUCGUCCCAGCGAGCACUGUGUGAACACAGUGGGAUCAUUUGUAUGCGAGCUGCGGGUCACUUGUCCUGCAGGAUACCAGCUGAGGAACAGUGUUUGUGAGGACAUCGAUGAAUGUGUGCUGCGCACCCACGACUGUGGAAUGGGCUUUGUGUGCAAGAACACCAUGGGCUCUUUCCUGUGUAAUCCCAAGCAGAAGUGCAUGACCGGCUUCACGCAGGACUCUCACAGCAACUGCAUCGACAUAAAUGAGUGCAGCAGCCUGAGUGAGCCGUGCAGAGCCGGCUCUCACUGCAUCAACACAGUGGGCUCCUACACCUGCCAGCAGAAGACCGUAACGUGCAGCCCCGGCUACCACGCCAGCCCAGAUGGAGCCAAGUGUGUUGACAUUGAUGAGUGUCAGAUGGGGACGCACCGCUGUGGAGUGGGCCAGAUCUGUCACAACCUGCCUGGCAGCUACCGCUGUGACUGUCAGACGGGCUACCAGUAUGACGCACUCCGCAAGGCCUGCAAUGAUGUAAAUGAGUGCUGGCGCUAUCCUGGCAGGCUGUGUGCCCAGACCUGUGAAAACACCCCGGGCUCCUACCACUGCUCAUGCACAGCCGGCUUCUCCCUGGCAUUUGAUGGCAAGAACUGUGAAGAUGUUAAUGAAUGUGAGAAGAACCCCUGCAGCCAGGAGUGUGCCAACAUCUACGGCUCGUACCAGUGCUACUGUCGCCAAGGUUACUACCUGAAAGAGGAUGGACGCACCUGUGAAGACAUUGAUGAGUGCUCCCAGAGCAUUGGGAACCUCUGUGCCUUCCAGUGUGUGAAUGUAGCCGGCAGCUAUAAGUGUGCCUGUCCUCCUCAUGGAUACUCCAUGUCCACCAAUGGACACACCUGCAGAGAUAUUGACGAAUGCACAGCUGGCACCCACAACUGUUCCCUCACACAGACCUGCUAUAACCUGCAGGGAGGCUUCAGAUGUCUCUCCUUCAACUGCCCUCCCAACUACAAGAAGGUUUCUGACACUCGCUGUGAGCGGACCAGUUGUCCCGCUAACUCCCUGGACUGUCAGAACUCCCCGGUCCGCAUCACGUACUACCAGCUCAGCUUCCAGACAAACAUCAUCAUCCCCGCCCAGAUCUUCCGAAUCGGACCAUCCCCCGCCUACUCCGGCGACCGCAUCACCAUCAGCAUCAUCAAGGGCAACGAGGAGAGCUACUUCAGCACCAGGAAGCUGAACAGCUUCACAGGCGCCGUCUACCUGCAGAGACAAGUCCGCAAGCCCAAAGACUUCCUGAUCGACGUGGAGAUGAAGCUGCUGAGGCAAGGCUCGUUCACCUCGUUCCUCACCAGGAUUUACGUCUUUAUCACAUCGAGCACCAUGUAACGCCAAAGAGAAUGGACUGGAACUUUCAAAAUGGUGCUACUUUUAAUGUGCAGACUCUUUUUCGUCAAAGACUCCAAAGCAUUUUUCAAGAAUCUUGAAAAUGUCGCCAAAUAGCUCAUCACCGCUUCUGUUGUCUUUGUCCAUCGCAAUCAUUUUUUUCUGAGAUAACUUGUAUUUGUAUUUACCAAAGUAUAUUCAUUUGACUCUUCAGUACACAGUAUAGCAUCACGUUGUUUAGUUCAAACAGACAGGAGCAAGGUGCUGCACAGUCACAGGUCUGCUCCCUUUUAUUUAAACCCUCACAAGAGUUUCUCGUAAAAGCCCGAAGACUUCAACUUCCUGUAGAAAUUAGGUUGUUGUUGAUGUAGGCACAAAACUGACUAAAUGUACUCAAAGUAUUUGCGUCAAAACAAAACUAAAGGCAUCAAUGUGUUACGCAAUUUAAAUGUGGUGAAAAAAGACAAAAAAAAAAGGAAGUCUUUAAAUAUUUAGUUUCUUUCCAAUUUUUUUAUUUUUUUUGCUAUUACAAGUUGGUUGAUGGAAAACGGUAAAUGGACUUGAGCUUGUAAAGCGUUUUUCUAGUCUUCUGUCUACUCAAAGUGCUUUUACACCGCAGGUCACACCUACACAUUCACACGUUGAUGGCAGUGGUUUCUAUGUAUGUGAGACCAUCAGAAGUAACUAAUCACAUUCAUACGCAUUCAUUCAGGUUUAAGUGUUUUGCCCAAGUAUCCAUCGCACAUGUUGCUGCAGGAGCUGGGGAUGAGAGAUGACGACUCUACCAACUGAGCCACAGAUUUAGAGAUUUAAACCAUAAAUAAUCUAAGAAUUAAUCGAAUUUGAUUGGCUGGUUUAAAUCCCUGUCAGACAGGAGUCUCUCUGUAUGGAGUCUUCAUGUUCUCCAUGUGCAUGUGUUGGUUCUCUCUGGGUGCUCUGGCUUCCUCCCACAGUCCAAAGACUGUCGGUGACUCUAAAUUGCCCGUACCAUAGGUGUGCGUGUGAGUGUGGCUGGUUGUUUGUCUCUAUAGUUAUCCCUGUGAUUGACUGGUGACCAGUCCAGAUUGUUCACCGCCUCUUGUCCAAUGACAGUUGGGAUCGGCUCCAGCCCCCCAGCAACUCCGAACAGUAAAAGCAGUAUUGAUAAUGGAUGAAUUUUAAUAGGUUAAAUAAAAUAAAAGAUAUCUUUUUGACUCUUUAUUAUAAAAAAAAAUUAAAAAGUGUAUUUUUUGUAACUCGUUUUGUAAUAGUUUUGAAGUUAAAAAUAAGAAAGAAAAAAUGUGGUCAUUUGUUUUACGCUCCAAGUUACUUAUACAACAUACAUUGAAUUAAAACAAAGUCAUUAGUUUUACUUGAUUACAUUUGUCCGUUUUGGGCCUCCAUACUCACCACCCAAACUGUCAGUGUGUUAAGAUAACAGUAGCAGAACAUUUGUUCAGUAUUUGGUGUAUAUUAUUUUUUUAAGACGUCAAAUGGAGGAAAGAAAGUUUUUCAAUUCAGUGCAAAGCAUCCUUAAAAAAACCAUCAAUGUCUCACGCAUGGCCAAAUGCAGCACUGAAAAUAUGAAUGUUGCCUUCCUGUUGAUCAUAUAAUGUGUCGUAUUCUUUCAUUUAUUACUGGACAUAUCUCUCUUGUGUAACUGUGCUGUAAUCAUCUCAGGGUAAAAAAAUCAUGUAGUGUUUGUGUAGACGUGACAAAUUCUUGUGUAGUUUGCAGGAAUGAAUCGGCCUGAUGUUGUAACUUCAGACCGGCCUCACGCAGACUCUACACUGACAUUUGAUCUAUAAACCAAUCAAUAAAUAAAGAUCAAACUACUGUCA